Fraxinus pennsylvanica is the source of this 786-nucleotide messenger RNA. NCBI's taxonomy places the organism in Eukaryota, Viridiplantae, Streptophyta, Magnoliopsida, Lamiales, Oleaceae. The record is from the annotation of a GenBank genome assembly.
AUGGAGGGGAUUGAAGAAGCAAAUAGUGCCGCUGUAGAGAGUUCUCACAGAGUGCUUAGUCUUGUAUCAUAUCCCGAAGAUGAUCAGCCAAAACCCCUUCAUCUCCUUCAAACCAAUUUUGUCGUAAACCACCCAAUUCAAGAAAGGGGAUCCAAUGUCAAGAGUGAUCUCACAUUGGGGAACUAUUCUUUGGAAUUGAGCUCACACAGCAAGAAUCCUCUUCAACAAUCCCAGCAAUCAGCAAUUCAAAAUUAUCAUUUUCCUGAAGAGCAGCUGCAGUGUCAACAGCAAAGGUCUACCUGUACUCCUACCAUGUCGUCCACAAGGUCUUUUUUCUCUUCCUUGAGCAUAGAUGGAAGUGUUGCUAAUUUGAACGGAAAUGCCUUCCAUUUAGUUGGGGCAGCUCGAUCUGCUGAUCAGAAUUCAUACCAACAUAAGAGAAGGUGUUCUGGAAGGGGAGAGGAUGGAAGUGGGAAAUGUGGAAGUAGUGGUCGAUGCCACUGCUCAAAGAAGAGGAAGCAUCGGGUGAAAAGAUCAAUCGAAGUACCUUCCAUAAGCAACAAGUUAGCUGACAUACCCCCUGACGAGUAUUCACGGAGGAAGUAUGGACAGAAGCCCAUCAAAGGUUCUCCUCACCCAAGGGCAUACUACAAAUGUAGUAGCAUGAGAGGCUGUCCGGCGAGGAAACAUGUCGAGAAAUGCUUGGAUGAUCCUUCAAUGCUGAUUGUUACUUACGAAGGUGAACAUAACCACCCUAAGUUUCCAUCACAGUCUGCCAACAUUUGA